GCACAGAAAACUUGUACAAUUCUUGAGUGCCUACCGCUGCUCUCUUUCUCUUCCCUUUCUGGGACUUUCCUUUAUCUUUUAGGGUUUCUGUUAUUCAAUUUGAGUAGAAAGGCAACCCAGAAAGGCAACAAUCUUUCUGCGAGGAAUAGUAGGAACGUUAGGCGCUAAUGGAGAAUUGUGCAACAGCUGGGUUACAUGACACAUUGACUUCAAGAAAAGCUGAAGAAGCAGCUGCGUGGCUUGAAAGCCUUGUGGGUCCAUUGGGCAUAUCAGGCCAUCCAUCAGAGAAAGUGUUCAUUUCUCGCUUGAGAAAUGGCUUGAUUCUGUGCAAUGCUAUUAACAAGGUUCAUCCCGGGGCAGUACCUAAGGUUGUGGAGAAUCAUACGCCUUUACAAUCACAGCCAUUACCAGCCUACCAGUAUUUUGAAAACGUAAGGAACUUUCUGGUGGCUGUUGAAGAGUUGAAAGUGCCUGCCUUUGAAACUUCUGAUCUUGAAAGGGAUACACUGGAGGCAGGAUCAGCAGCUAAGGUGGUUGACUGCAUCUUAGCACUUAAAUUAUAUAAUGAGUGCAAGCAGAUUAAUGGUGGAAAUGGGUUCUAUAAGUCUAUCAGAUCUCCCAUGGUUAUGCAUCCUGCCAAUGUGAACAAUUCUCAGUCCCUCUCAUCAGACUCUUGUAGACGCUUAGACAUGCCAGCAACAUCAGAGAAACAGCCACCUGCAAAUGUUGAAAUUCAGAAACUUUCUGAUUUCAUUGCCAAAUUGCUCAUUGAACAUAUGGCUGAUACAAAGGAAAACAUAAAUGACAACCUUCUCAUGUCCUUCCGUACUGGUAACAUGGAUAUGGAGAAGGUACUGAGCAAGAUCAUGGUCGGUUGUUUUGAGGAUAAACUUCAGAACAAUUUCCCUGAGAAUUUUUUAAAAGAAAGAAGUAAGUCACAAGCUCAUUCAACAUCAGUGCCUUCGGAGGAUUCAUCUAAAUUCAAGGAUUAUGAGUGUUGUUUGGCUUGCUUAAGAAAGGGUAACUGCAGAUCAUUUGCAGUGUUUCAAAUGCAAGAAAAGGAACUCAUGGAUCUGGAAUCCCUGUUGACAAAGACAAAGACAGAGUUUGAAGACUUACAGUCCAUGUUUCAGACAGAUUUGAGGGAGCUUAGAUACCAGUUGCAGGAGAUGUCAGCUGCUGCUCUGGAAUAUCACAGGGUAUUGAAAGAGAACAGGAACUUAUGCAAUAUGGUGCAGGAUUUAAAAGGAAACAUUCGAGUUUACUGCAGAAUUAGGCCAGCCAUUGCUGGAAAAAAAAUUAACGUGAUAGAUUUUGUUGGAAAGGAUGGUUCGCUAGUGAUCUUGGAUCCAUUAAAGCCCAGAAAAGAUGGAAGGAAAAAGUUUCAGUUUAACCAAGUAUUUGGUCCUACUGCUACCCAAGAUGAGGUAUACAAUGACACCCAACCGUUAAUUAGGUCUGUGAUGGAUGUUUAUAAUGUCUGCAUUUUUGCCUAUGGUCAAACUGGAUCAGGGAAAACAUAUACCAUGAGUGGCCUAUCAGGUGGGUCAAUCAAAGAUAUGGGGAUUAAUUAUAUGGCACUCAAUGACCUCUUUCAAAUCUCUAAGGAAAGGAAGGAGGUUAUAAAUUAUGAUAUUCAAGUUCAAAUGGUUGAAAUAUAUAAUGAGCAAGUGCGAGACCUUCUUUCAGGGGAUACAUCAGCCAUUAAAUAUCCUUUCACAUUUUUAGAGAUUUGGAGCUGCAGUGGUGACAGUGGCUUGAGUCUUCCAGAUGCUAGAAUUUACACUGUAAUGUCCACUGCUGAUGUUUUUAAUCUGAUGAAACUUGGUGAGGUGAAUCGAGUUGUCAGUUCCACUGCAGUCAACCACCGAAGUAGUCGAUCCCUUAGUGUCCUGACUGUUCAUGUGCAUGGUAAAUAUAUAUCUGGAAGCACCCCUCGUAGUUGCCUGCAUUUGGUAGAUCUUGCAGGAAGUGAAAGAGUAGAUAAAUCAGAAGUUACUGGAGAUAGGCUAAAAGAAGCAAAAUAUAUCAAUAAGUCUCUUUCCUGUCUGGGAGAUGUUAUCACAGCCUUGGCUCAGAGGAAUUCUCACGUCCCUUACAGAAACAGCAAACUCACACUUCUCCUGCAAGACUCUCUAGGUGGACAUGCUAAAACAUUGAUGUUUGCUCGUGUGAGUCCAGAAGGAGACUCUUUUGGGGAAACAAUCAGUACAUUGCAGUUUGCUCAGAGGGUAUCUACAGUUGAACUUGGUGCUGCUCGUGUAAACAAAGAGAGCAGUGAGAUUAUGCAACUCAAGGAACAGGUUGAGAACCUUAGGAAGGCACUGGCAAGCAAGCAACCAAGAUCUCUGCCGGAGAAACCAAAAGCUGUGUCCGAACAAACUCCUCCACGCAUCCGACAAACACCUUCUUUACCAAAUCGUUCCAGAAGAUUAAGUUUGGAAGGUCCAAGAUACAGUAAGAAGGAUAAUUUCCAGGAAAAAGUAGCACCAGAUGACAUAAGCAUGCCCUCAUGUUUUGAGGCGGUUACACUGCUGAAAUAUGGCCAGUCUCAAGAUCCAGAAGCAAUGUCAAAGAUGAAUGGACAUUCUUCUUUUGCCAGUUCCACGAUGCAAGUGUAUAAUCUUCCUACUACUAGAAGUCCUAGCUCUUCCCAUCGGACGCGCUCAGUCAAAACACACUGUAGGACACAAAUUCCACUUGUUCAGCUACCAACUGCACCUGAACCACAAGCAAGAAACAACAUUCAGAUCAUGAUGGAAAAUGAACUUUCUCUUACUACAGAUUUUCAGACAAAUAAUUUGAUUAGUAGUGCCAAUGGAAAAGGAUCUCAAAUAAAGAAAUCCUUGCAAACCAUUGGAAAACUGAUUAAUGGCUCUGAAAAGAGGAAUCAACAGCAUUGAAAGGAAGUACUGUCACCCAUCGAUUCCACAAGCAACAGCAACAGUGAAUUGAAGUCAUCAGGAUAAAUUUCAAUAAUUGUCCCUGAAUUUAUAUAGUUAUAACACUACAAUCCUUUAAAUUUAAAAUGUAACAUAAAACCCCUAAACUUUUAAAUUUUGUACAGUAAAAUUCCUCUGACUUUCAAUUACUUAUUUUUCAGUUAGAAACUAAUGUGAAUAGCUCCUGCAUAGCACUUAGUCAACAUUUCUUUCUCCUCUCUUAUGCAAAGUAUAAAAUUAUUCUCUUUACACAUAAAAAAUUAUUCUAUCUAUAGAGAGAAGAAGGAUUUAAUUUACAUAAAGCUUGAGAGAGAAAAGAGAAAUACUGACUAAACUCUAUGCUAGAACUGUCCAGGUCAGCGUCUAACUGAAAAACUGGUAAAUAAUUGAAGAUUGGAGAGAUUUUAUUAUGCAAAAUUUGAAAGUUGAUGGGGUUUUAUGUUACAUUUUUAAGUUGAUGGAUUAUAAUGUUACAACUAGAUAAGUUCAGGGACUGUUGUUAAAAUUUAUCCGAAGUCAUCACUUACAUCAAAUGCAAGGGCAAUGAGGAGGCAAUCGGUUACGGUCGUCGAUCUUCUCUUGGAGGAAAACCAAUCGACUCUGAUGACUCUAGAAGGAAUACCAGGACAUCCCCUCCCGACAACAAAGCAAUGGCUUUAACUCAGGACAAAGUGAAGAACAUACAGUGAAGCAAAUCUCUGUGUUCAAUUUAACUCGUUUGCCAAUGGUGGUGCUUUGGCUCGAAGCACAAGACGCUAACAUUAUGAGUUAGGAAACAUUGACAAUUGCAAGUUGAGAUUUUAUGACAUUUAUGUACAUAUGAGGAAUGUGAGAUUAGGACAAAUCACUGCAUGAUUCAUCAUUGAUGUUAUUUUGUUCCAAUGAAACUGCAGUUUCUUGUUAAGUAAAGGGUAAAUUAUUAUUUUUUCUAAUAUAAAUUCUUUAGUUCCUA
This is a messenger RNA of Hevea brasiliensis (rubber tree), 3894 nucleotides long. RefSeq names its product kinesin-like protein KIN-14L. The record is from RefSeq and is a predicted model, not a curated record. Gene Ontology annotation, molecular function: microtubule binding; microtubule motor activity; ATP binding. Gene Ontology annotation, biological process: microtubule-based movement. NCBI's taxonomy places the organism in Eukaryota, Viridiplantae, Streptophyta, Magnoliopsida, Malpighiales, Euphorbiaceae.